UUUUGUUUUUUUUUUUUUUUUUUUCAGAGCACCGAACCUUCUCGACCUCUCGCGACCGGCCGCCCUCCUUCUUCUUGCUCUCCUCGCCGCCCCCUCCCGCCGGUCUCAGCCGUCGCCUUCCUCCCCAUCGUCACCGGCAUCGGCCUCCCCCUCCAAUCUCCCUUAGGAGGUGACGGCGUCGGUCUUCCCUCGGAUCUCCCUCAGGAGUCUCGAUCAGGUGGGCGGGCUCUGGAUGUUUUUUUUUCUCCGCUAUGCUUGCUUCCCUUUCAAAUUUUCCACCAUCCGCCAUCCCUGCCGACCAUUUAAACCCUAUCCAAGAUGAAAAUCCUAACCCUAAGCCUAUACUCAGAAGAAAUCGAAGAUCUUCUCUUCUGCUGUGAAUAGAAUCCUCUACGUUCUCCUCUUCCGUUCAUAAUCGAUCUUUGGCUGCUGAAAGGAGUCUCAAUCAGGUGGGAGGCUCGGAACGGCCGAAUAGCGAAGUUUAGAUCCAUCUCAGUCGGGUGAGAGGCUUGGAGCAACCGAGGAGGAUCACAACCGUCCAUGCAUUCAGAUGCCAGUGUCCUACAUCGUAGUUCAUUACUCGAGAGUCUUAAUCCGCACGUGCAUUUCAGGUGCACAUUUCUUUCUCUUUCCCAGUAUUUUUUGGGCCAAUUAAGCCGAGAGAGGAGAGGAGGCAAUGGUGAAGGGUUUUUGGGUUCGUUGUGGUGGUCUUGAAGGAAUGGAACCCUAAUCUCCCACUAGAGAACUCCAUUAUGAUCGCGAUCUAAUGAGAAAAAGGAUUGCGAUCUACUGAAGCUGAUUUUAUAUAUUCAUGUUUGGAUAAUGCUUUAUGGCUGGUUUGAGCAACCAAUAAUUUGUUGAGAUAUCAAAGAUUGGUUUUGUGAUAAGGAGAAAGUUGGUGAAGGUGUAGAUGAAAUGUCAAGAUCUGAGGAAGGCGCUCGUAAGGAGACUGCUGUGCCUAAUGUGUCACCAACUUCUAUCAUUACAAAUACCAAUGAAAUGGAUAGAUCGGUAAAGAAUACUAAUGCCAUGAAUGGAUCAAUUGAAAGUGCCAAUAGCACAGGUGGAUCACUUGUUCCAGGUGCAACUGACAAUUCACAAAUAGAACCAAAGGUCGGUAUGAUGUUCUAUUCAGAAGACCGAGCAUACAGUUUCUAUAACUCAUAUGCUAAGAGAAAGGGUUUUAGCGUUCGAAAAGACCAUCUUUCUCGAAGAAGAGAUGGGAGUAUACGGUAUAGACAUUAUGUGUGCAGCAAUGAAGGUAGCCGUCCAGCCCAUCGUGUACAUAUGGCUAGGAAAUCACGUCCAAUUGAGAGAACAAACUGCUUGGCUCGUAUUGAAUUUAAAGUCAAUAAUGAUAAUGUAUGGGUGGUGAAUAAAUUUAUGGAUGAACACAAUCAUCCACUUGCAAGCCCAAAUAAUUCACACAUGUUAAGGUCUCAUAGAAAGAAAUUGCCUGUUCAACGUGCGGUACUUACUAAAUUGGACUGUCAUGGAGUAAAAGCUGCUCAAUUACAUAAUUUUCAGGCAGAGGCAACGCAUUGUACAGAAGAUGCUGGAUUUGUUUUAAGGAACCAAUGCAACCAUUUGAACACAGACAGGAUGAGAGAACUUGACAAGGGAGAUGCACAGUUCCUUUUAGAAUUUUUGAAAGCUAAGCAAUCUGAGAACCCAUCAUUUUUUUAUGCUAUACAACUUGAUGGAAAAGAACGGUUGACUAACUGCUUUUGGGCAGACGCACAGUCAGUUAUUGAUUAUGCCUAUUUUGGUGAUGCGGUCACAUUUGACACAACUUACCGGGCAAGUGGGUAUGAUAUACCUUUUGCACCAUUUAUUGGGAUAAAUAAUCACAAACAAAUUGUUAUAUUUGGUGCUGCAUUAUUAUUAGAUGAAUCCGAAGAAUCAUUUGUCUGGUUAUUGAAGACUUUUUUGGCUGCAAUGUCUGGAAAGCAGCCAAAGACAAUUUUUACUGAUCAGUGUCUUGCAAUGUCAAAGGCGAUAACUAUGUGUUUACCUAACACUCGUCAUCAGUUUUGUUUGUGGCAUAUACUUCAAAAUGCUCCAAUACAUCUUCCCAGUGUUUGCAAUUCAGAACCUCACUUUCAUCGGGAGUUUGAAAACUGCAUCUAUGCCGGUGGCCUAGAAGAUGAUUUCCACAAAAAAUGGGAAAACUUGAUCACUAAGUAUGGUCUCGAAAGCAAUUCAUGGUUAAAGGAUUUGUAUGCAGUACGAGAGCAGUGGGCUCUGGUCUAUCAUGGUAAUUCAUUUUCUGCUACCAUGACAACAAAGCAGUGGGCUGAAAACAUGGAAGGUCUCUUCAAGAUUCAUUUUUAUAGGAAAUUACCUUUCACCAAGUUUAUUAUACAGUAUCUGAAGGCAUUGGUUCAACUUCGCGAUGAGGAACUUCUUGAAGAUUAUGAAUCAUGGCAUACCAAACCAGUUUUAUUUGUUGAAAUACCUAUGCUAAUUGAAGCAGCGGAAGCAUAUACAAGGGUGGUGUAUGAGGAUUUUGAAUAUGAGUACAAGAGCCAACUUGCUUGUCUUUGUGAACCUGUUGGUAUUGAUGGAACAGUUUACACCUUCAGAGUUUAUAUGCCCCAAAAGCAGGGUUAUGGUCUUGUGGAAUUCAAUCCAUCCGAUGUUGUAGUUGCAUGCAGUUGUAAAAAGUUUGAGUCCAUGGGCAUCCUAUGCAUGCAUGCCUUGAAAGUUCUUAACAACAACAAUAUUCUUGACCUUCCAUCUCAGUACAUACUGAGGAGGUGGACAAAGGACGCAAAAGUUGAGGCAGUGUCUAACAGACAUCAAUCUGCUGUUGCUUCUGAUAAUCAAGCAUCUUUGACAUUGCGAUAUAAUCAUGUUUGCCGUAAGGCAAUUGCUAUUGCAGUGAAGAGUGCGGUAUCUAAAGAUGCGCUUGAUAUUCUUGAGCAUGGACUUGAUAGAUUUAUAGCAGAAAUGGAGAAAGUGUUACAUAAUGACUCAACAGGGAAACAAACAGACGAUGUGAAUGUUAAUAGUAUGCCACAGAAUCCUUUAGAGACAAAUCAGAUUUUGUUUCAACGGUUUUGACUUUCGCGCAAAAUGAGUUUAGCCUGCACGGUUCAUCUCUGGUUGUUCCUGUUAGGUGCAAAUUUCCCCUUCUAUCUUACGUGUCACAUGCAGCACACUCAUUUCAUCUCUGGAUUAUUUAAGUGGCUGUGUGCCAAUUGUAAACGUAAUUGAGCUGAUUCUGUUUUUCAUAGUACAGGAACCUUCUUGUAAGCCAGCUCUUUAGGAGCAAGUCAUCUAGAAAUUAAGAUGCGUGUGUAAAUAUAAGUGCCUGCUAAGGCUUUGGUAAUAUCAAAGGCAACUCUUAGGAUCAGCUUAUGUGGAAUUUUAAAUACAACACUUAGUGGUUUCUCUUGGCAUUGUAAGUGUAAAUGAUCUAAAAGUGGUGCUCUCUUGUUGCUGUUCAAGCCUAAACUCUUAGGACUUUGUUUGUGUAGCCGUCUGGAACUUUUAAUAGAAACUAUUUAUGAUUAUAUAA
This is a messenger RNA of Elaeis guineensis (African oil palm), 3523 nucleotides long. Its product is annotated as protein FAR1-RELATED SEQUENCE 5-like. Gene Ontology annotation, molecular function: zinc ion binding. NCBI's taxonomy places the organism in Eukaryota, Viridiplantae, Streptophyta, Magnoliopsida, Arecales, Arecaceae. The record is from RefSeq and is a predicted model, not a curated record.